This is a messenger RNA of Racocetra persica, 534 nucleotides long. Lineage: Eukaryota; Fungi; Glomeromycota; Glomeromycetes; Diversisporales; Gigasporaceae. The record is from the annotation of a GenBank genome assembly.
GCACAAUAUCGGCGUAUUUUUUGUCAAAACCGUCUUGAAGCUUAUGAUACGAUUACUGAAGACAAUCUGGUUCCUUCUGAUGUUACAUUAUAUGAUGCAAUUAAUUUUGUAGCUCAAGCAUGGAAAAAUAUUACUUCAAAAACUGAAUUGGAAGCCUCUGCAUCUGAAGAAGCCGAAUUGGAAGCAGAGAUUAUUAAUCUUAUUGAAUGUUUACUAAUUGAUGAUCCCUUAUAUGUACAAGAAUAUAUCGAGAUUGAUAAUUAUAUGAAUAUCGAAGAAGACUUAACUAUAAAUGAAAUUGUUGAUAUAGUUAACGGACAAGAUGAGAGUGAAUCAGAAAAAGAACAAGAAGAAAUGGUUAAAAUUGGGGAUGCAAUCGUAGGACUUGAUAACUUGAUAAAAUAUGUUCAGCAAAAUGAUCUAGAAAUUACUUCAUCUUUAAUGAAAGAUUUGUGUAGUCUUAAAAAGUAUAUCAGCUAUUUGUGUAAUGAAAGUAAAAGACAGGCUAUAUUAGAAGAAUUUAUUAACCUUAUG